Cuscuta campestris is the source of this 1156-nucleotide messenger RNA. NCBI's taxonomy places the organism in Eukaryota, Viridiplantae, Streptophyta, Magnoliopsida, Solanales, Convolvulaceae. The record is from the annotation of a GenBank genome assembly.
GAUCAUGGGUUCUUCUUCUAGAAAUCUUUAUGCAGGAAUUGGAGAAGGUCAAUCAACCUCUAGGCCACCGCUUUUUGAUGGCACCAACUACACAUAUUGGAAAGAGCGGAUGAGAAUUUAUAUCCGCUCAACCAACUUCCAGUUGUGGUUGGUUAUCAAAAACGGCAAAGAAACGCCAAUGAAGAAGUUCGAUGAAAAACUCGUCCCAAAGACCGAAGAUGAAUUUGAUGCCGAAGACAUCAAAAAGGUGGAGAACUACGCCAAGGCAAUCAACAUGCUGUACUGUGCGGUCAAUCCUGAUGAUUAUCACAAGAUCUCUUGUUGCACCACGGAAAAAGAAAUGUGGGACAAGCUGGAAGUCACAUAUGAAGGUACGGGGGAAGCCAAAAUUGACUUCCUAACGCAGGAGUAUGAGAUGUUCAGGAUGAAGGAGCAUGAGAAGAUUGACGAUAUGUUCGACCGUUUCUCCAAGAUAGUCAACAAUCUUCAUGGAUUAAAGAAGACGUACACCGACAGGGAUCUUGUGCGAAAGAUCCUACGAAGCUUGACAUCCGAAUGGCGAUCCAAGGCCGAUGCCAUCUAUGAAUCAAUCGGCACAUCAAAUGUCACCAUCGAUGGCCUAAGAGGGCACAACUCCAACAUUCUUAAUCCGUCUUUGAAUGACCAAAGGAAAGGGAUAGCACUAAAAGCCGUCAAAGAAUCAACGAUGGGUGAUUCAAGUGACGAUGAUGAAGUUAAGAUUGUCAUGAAGAAGUUAUGCAAACUUCUAAGAAAGAAAGAAAAGGUUGAGGAUGGCCCUGUGUGCUAUGGAUGUGGAGAAGCCGGGCACAUCAAGAACAAAUGCCCGAAAAGCGGAAGGAAUGCUCGAUACUUCAAAAGGCAAAGGGCGUAUAUCUCUUGGGGUGGAGACUCCGGCGACGAGUCAACCGACCAAGUUGAGGAUGAAGCUGCCAACCUCUGUCUCAUGGCACACGAAGACCAAACCAACGAUGUACAAGAGGGACGGUCCAAAGUGAAGAAAUCCGGAAGUCAGGGGGAACCAGCGAUGGGUGGGUUAUACCAUCGCUGGGAUGGAAGCUUCUUGCUUUCAAAACCCCUCUUCCCAUCGAUGGGUUAUUGACUCUAUUUUUUUUAAAAAAAAAGGUUAACAGAUUUC